AUGAUGAGUGGAGACCGACCUGCACUCUCGCCCGGCGGCGUGAGCGCCCGAACCUCUCAGGCCCGGCCGGGGCGGGCCGCGGCAGCAGGGAGCAGGGCGGCGGCGGCGGCAGCGGCGCACCUAAGGCCAGCGGGAUCAGGUCAAGCGGCCCGCGCGAACGCCUUCAUGCGGUGUGGUCGCCGGACCCGGCGGCGCACAGAUGGCCAGCGGAAAACAAGAUACCAACUCGGAGAUCAGCAAGCGCCUGCGGUGGAAAGCCACGCCGCAGGGCAAGACCGCUGCUCAAAGAAGGACAAGUACGCUGGCCGGCGGAGCUGCUGGCACGCUUGGGCAGAUGGUGGCAGCAGCGCAGCAUUGGCCAUGGGCGGCGAACGUGGGCGUCGGGGCGGCCGUGAGGCCAGCGCCUGGAGAGCCCCGGCGGCGCGGCGGAGGAGCGCGCAUGUCAACGGCUGGGCUAACGGCACCUACCCGGCUGGUGACGCAGCAUGCGGCCGCGGCUUUGCGUGCAGGAAACUGGCUGGCCUACAGGCGGCACCCAGGCGCGGGCGGCGCGCACCGCCGGCACGCACCCGCACCAUCCGCACGCGCAUCCUCUGCUGCUGGCCAUGCACCGCUACGACGCCGGGCGCGCAUCUGGCCAUCUCCAACUCUCGAGGGCUACAUAGGCGCAUCGCCUUCAGGGCUGGCGGCAUCCGCACAGUGCCACCACGGCAGCCGCCUGCGCCGCUGCGGGCGGCGCGCACUCUGGCGGUGGCGGCCGCAGCGCAGCGCAGCAGCCGCGUCGUCCAGAGUGCCCUGGGCGCCCUCGGUUCUCUCUGGUCAAGUCCGAGCCAGGCGGCAGUCCGCCGCUCGGCUCACUCUCGCGGCUGUCUUCAGGGACCUGCGCGGAUAAUCAUGUACCUGCGGCCGGCAAGGUGGCGACCCGGCGGCGGCUGCGGCUGCCGGCCCAAAGCAACUGCCUCGCUGCCGCACUACGGGAGCGCGCGGGCGCGGGCGUCAGCUUUGCCGGUGCCCCUGGCACAUCUGGCACGCAGGGGCGCCGAGGGUUGCUGCAGCUCUGGUCCGCUUGAGCAAGCGUGA
Rattus rattus (black rat) is the source of this 1080-nucleotide messenger RNA. RefSeq names its product SRY-box transcription factor 1 (gene Sox1). Lineage: Eukaryota; Metazoa; Chordata; Mammalia; Rodentia; Muridae. The transcript has 2 exons. The record is from RefSeq and is a predicted model, not a curated record. Bases 1 to 1080 code for a protein of 359 amino acids.